GCUCACAUGAACGUCAACACGGUCGACUCAAGAGGCUGGACGGCACUACACGUUGCAGCCGCGGCCGACCAGAGAACCCUCUUCCCCGUCCUCAUCGAAGCAGGAGCAAACAUCAAUGCCUUCGAAAUGAACGGCCAAAGCCCCUUGUCGCUGGCCGUAGACAAGGGCCACAUGGACGCAGUAGUAGAGCUUAUCGAAGCCGGCGCCAUUGUCAACGCAUCGCACAAGAACGGCUGGUCGCCGAUCUGCACCGCUGUGAUGGGAAAAGGCCUGGAGAUGACCAACCUGCUCUUAGCAUUUGGCGCUGAUCCAUCCUCACCAGAUGCGGGUGGAUGGACGCCUCUGCAUUUCGCCAUCAGCGACGAGAACACCGACGACGGCGUGCUGGAUGCUCUCCUCGAGGCGGGCGCAGACCCCAACACUCUCAGCCAAGAUGGAUGGACGCCGAUGAUGGUGGCUGCGAAGCAGGGCGACCACGACAUGGGGCGAUUGCUCCACGCAAGGGGCGCUAGCUUGGAUGACUGCGAUGGCGAGAGCCUCACGCCGCUGCAUGUCGCGGCUUUACAUGGGCACCGCGUCUUCUUCAAGUGGCUUGUGGAAGCGGGUGCGAAGCAGGACGUCCGGGAUGCCCGCGGGCAAACGCCGUCUUCGGUACGCAACGGGUUUUGA
This is a messenger RNA of Lindgomyces ingoldianus, 669 nucleotides long. Its product is annotated as ankyrin. The coding region runs from base 7 to 669 and encodes 220 amino acids. The transcript has 2 exons. The record is from RefSeq and is a predicted model, not a curated record. Gene Ontology annotation, molecular function: protein binding. Lineage: Eukaryota; Fungi; Ascomycota; Dothideomycetes; Pleosporales; Lindgomycetaceae.